Hypoxylon fragiforme is the source of this 832-nucleotide messenger RNA. RefSeq lists its product as uncharacterized. The coding region runs from base 337 to 792 and encodes 151 amino acids. The record is from RefSeq and is a predicted model, not a curated record. The transcript is spliced from 2 exons. Lineage: Eukaryota; Fungi; Ascomycota; Sordariomycetes; Xylariales; Hypoxylaceae.
ACAAGAAUGGAAUGAUGAUGUAAGCAGUCCAAGAAUACCCUUUAUGCGUAGACAUUUUGAAAACGUAACCACUAAUUCGUUAUUUGCUAGUGGUCUGACCAAGAGUGCGUUCUCUGAGAAUGUUCGUAUGGAGAUGUUCUAACUCGCAUUCUAGGAAGCUUGCGGUAGCCAAUGUGGGAAGGCCUGGAUGGCAGGCACCUGUAAGUGACGAUGAUCGUAAAGCUGAUAAUGAGGCGACGUGCUUGUUACUGAACAUUGGUAUAGGAACAACGUAACCGAGUAAGACCUCUAGAGGAUAACGCCUUUGGACCGCAUACCAAUAUUCGGGAGUAGCUGAUGUUCAAUGCGAUGACUAUUUACUAUACCGACGACGACGAAUGGGAACCCCGAAGGUGCCGUAUAAGUAUGCCGGAUGGCAGGACCAAAAACUUGAACACAUGGGCCCCUUUCAUAGUGGGGAGCCAAGCUCUAGCUCAGUUCACACAUCAUGAAAUAGGGUUGCGUACUUUAAUAGCCCGUUGCAUGGCGGAUCAUCGUGAUGAUCGACCAUCCUUGAGAGAGCUUUUGGAUACAGUCCGACAGAAUAUUGCUCGUGGUGAUGCGGAGGCAGCGGAAGAGAAAAGAAAAUGGGAUAGGGCAAAAGCAAGGGAUCCCUCUGUGAGGAAGCCCCGAAUAGAUAUCAAGAGGCCACCUAAGGUCGAAGAGGAUGAGCUGCUACUCAAAUUCUUUCAGGAGUAUCUUCGAGAUGCUCCGAUAAGACAGGACUUUUACGCGGGUCAAUGGGACCGAUAGCACAUGAGUCGAAGCAUGUUAACUAUAUAAUGUACAAUAU